AUGACCAAACUGUAUUCUGAAGAGUUGCAAUUGGAAAGAACGGAUCCGAAUCUUUGGAGACUACGUGUUGAUAAACUGGGUCGUGAAAGCUGGGAGUACAUCAGUAAAGAGGAUGCUAAAAAUGAUCCACAGUCCAAAUACGUUCAAUGGUUGUUACAGCUCCCCAGUUUUCCCAAGCCUUCACCUAAAAUUCACAGCGGCAAUGCUAAGAAGUUUAAUGCUUUAGAAGCUUGUAAGAAUGGUGCCUCUUUUUAUCAGCUUUUACAAGAUCCUGAUUCAGGUAUUUUUCCAUGUCAAUACAAGGGUCCUAUGUUCAUGACGAUUGGUUAUGUUGUGGUGCAUUACGUGGCAGGUAUUGAAAUUCCUAAACCAAAGAGAUUAGAAAUGAUUAGGUACAUUGUCAAUACAUCACAUCCUGUUGAUGGCGGUUGGGGGUUGCAUUCCACUGAUAAAUCCACAGUUUUUGGGACUGCUAUCAAUUAUGUUAAUUUACGUUUGUUGGGAUUACCACGAGAUCAUCCAGUUUGCGUGAAAGCCAGAAGAACUCUUCAUAAAUUAGGUGGUGCAUUGGGGGCACCUCAUUGGGGGAAAAUUUGGCUCAGUGUCUUAAACCUUUACAAAUGGGAAGGUGUUAAUCCAGCACCUCCGGAAACCUGGUUACUACCUUAUUUCUUACCAAUUCAUCCAGGCCGUUGGUGGGUUCAUACUAGAGCCAUUUACUUACCAGUGAGUUAUCUGUCAUUAAUUAGAUACCAAUGCCCCUUAACACCACUUUUACAAGAAUUGAGGGAAGAACUUUAUGUGAAGCCUUUCAAUUCAAUAGAUUUUGGUUCAAAUAGAAACACAGUUUGUGGUGUUGAUUUAUACUACCCACAUUCCAAAGUUUUAGACUUGAUGAAUAGUGUUCUGGUAUUUUAUGAAAAACAUUUGAGAUUCAAUUGGAUUAAUACCAUGGCAAAGAAUAGAGUUUACGGUUUGAUCAAAAAAGAAAUUGCCAAUACUGAUUACUUGUGUAUUGCGCCGGUAAAUCAAGCAUUCUGCGCUUUAGUGACAUUAAUCGAAGAGGGUGUCAAUUCACCUCAAUUCAAGAGGUUUCAAUUCAGGUUUAACGAUGCAUUAUUCCAUGGACCACAAGGUAUGACUAUGAUGGGUACGAAUGGUGUGCAAACAUGGGAUUGUGCCUUUACUAUCCAAAGUCUUUUCACCGCUGGGCUUGCUGAAAAGGAACAGUACUACGAGACAGUUGUAAGGGCUUACGAAUUUUUGAAUCGUGCUCAAUUCCAAGAUGAAUGUGUACCUGGAAGUUUUAGAGAUUUGAGAAAGGGAGCAUGGGGGUUUUCCACCAAGACUCAAGGCUAUACGGUUUCUGAUUGCACCGCUGAAUCGAUAAAGGCAAUUAUUAUGGUUAAAAAAUCUCCAUUUUAUGCCAAGGUUCACAGUUUAAUAGAUGAUGAAAGAUUGUGUCAAGCAAUCGAUGUACUUUUGAGCCUUCAAAAUGUAGGACCUUUCGAAUAUGGUUCAUUUGCUACAUAUGAAAUGAUUAAAGCACCACUCUUGAUGGAAAAAUUGAAUCCUGCUGAAGUAUUUGGGAAUAUUAUGGUUGAAUAUCCAUAUGUUGAGUGUACAGAUUCAGCAGUAUUAGGAUUGACUUCGUUCCAUGAUUACUGUGAUUACCGUAGAGAUGAAAUUAGUGAUCGCAUUAAUAUUGCCGUUGAUUAUAUUAAAAAGUGUCAAAAUGAAGAUGGAUCUUGGUAUGGUUGUUGGGGUGUAUGCUUUACAUAUGCAGGUAUGUUUGCUCUAGAGGCUCUUCAUUCUGUUGGAGAGGAUUAUCACAAUUCAAAGAUUGUACAAAAGGGAUGUGAUUUCCUAGUGGAUAGACAGAUGGCAGAUGGCGGUUGGGGUGAAACAAUGAAGUCUUGCGAAUUGCAUACUUACGUUGAAAGUCAAGAAUCAAUGGUUGUACAAACUUCAUGGGUAAUCAUUGCACUGUUACUUUCUAAGUAUCCAAACAAGAGUGUAAUCGAUAGGGCGGUUAAAUUUUUGGAAACCCGCCAAGAAAGAUCAGGUGAAUGGAAGUUUGAUGGUGUGGAAGGUGUGUUCAACCAUUCGUGUGCGAUUGAAUAUCCAAACUACCGAUUUAUUUUCCCCAUUAAGGCUCUUGGUCUUUAUGUAAAUGCUUUUGGCAAAGAGGCUAUUUAA
Molecule: messenger RNA, 2199 nt
Organism: Zygosaccharomyces rouxii
Lineage: Eukaryota; Fungi; Ascomycota; Saccharomycetes; Saccharomycetales; Saccharomycetaceae
Gene: ERG7
Product: lanosterol synthase ERG7
Exons: 1
Coding region: 1-2199 (732 amino acids)
Biological process (GO): triterpenoid biosynthetic process; ergosterol biosynthetic process
Cellular component (GO): lipid droplet
Molecular function (GO): lanosterol synthase activity
Source: RefSeq, a predicted model, not a curated record